Messenger RNA from Cololabis saira (Pacific saury), 785 nucleotides. The record is from the annotation of a RefSeq genome assembly. Lineage: Eukaryota; Metazoa; Chordata; Actinopteri; Beloniformes; Belonidae.
AUGGCCCAUCAAGCACAUGCAUAUCAUAUAGUAGACCCCAGCCCUUGACCCCUCACAGGCGCAGUAGCUGCUUUAUUAAUAACAUCUGGAUUAGCAAUUUGAAUACAUUUUCACUCCACAAUCUUAAUGUCAUUAGGACUAGUCCUUCUCCUCUUAACAAUAUAUCAAUGAUGACGAGAUAUUAUUCGAGAAGGGACUUUCCAAGGUCACCACACACCCCCUGUACAAAAAGGUCUCCGCUAUGGAAUGAUUCUAUUUAUUACUUCAGAAGUUUUCUUCUUCUUAGGAUUCUUCUGAGCCUUCUACCAUUCAAGCCUAGCACCCACCCCAGAAUUAGGUGGAUGCUGACCCCCCACAGGAAUUACAACCCUUGAUCCAUUCGAAGUUCCACUACUCAAUACCGCUGUUCUUCUAGCCUCAGGUGUAUCAGUAACCUGAGCACAUCACAGUUUAAUAGAAGGCCAACGAAAACAAGCUAUUCAAUCUCUCACCCUUACUAUUUUAUUAGGCUUUUACUUCACAUUCCUUCAAGCAUUAGAAUAUUAUGAAGCCCCAUUCACAAUUGCAGAUGGAGUUUAUGGUUCAACCUUUUUUGUUGCAACAGGUUUUCAUGGCCUACACGUUAUUAUUGGGUCUACAUUCUUAGCAAUCUGCCUUCUCCGACAAGCCCUUUACCAUUUUACGUCUGAACACCAUUUUGGAUUUGAAGCAGCCGCCUGAUACUGACACUUCGUUGAUGUUGUUUGACUCUUCCUUUAUAUCUCUAUCUACUGAUGAGGAUCCUA